Platichthys flesus (European flounder) is the source of this 3789-nucleotide messenger RNA. RefSeq names its product coiled-coil domain containing 80 (gene ccdc80). Bases 618 to 3287 code for a protein of 889 amino acids. The record is from RefSeq and is a predicted model, not a curated record. The transcript is spliced from 10 exons. Lineage: Eukaryota; Metazoa; Chordata; Actinopteri; Pleuronectiformes; Pleuronectidae.
AGUCCGGAGGCUGAGGUUUGGUCUGUGCGCACAUUCCGGGAGAAGCUCCAGAGCUGCGUCCUGCCAGAGGAGAACCUGAGAGAAGAACCUGGGAGGAGAACCUGGGAGGAGAACCCGAGAGGAGAACCCGAGAAGAGAACCUGAGAGGAGUAGCUGAGAGGAGAACCUGACAAGAGAACCCGAGAGGAGAACCUGGGAGGAGAACCCGAGAGGAGGCUCGGACCCACUUCACUUUGUUGGGAACAGAAAACACUGGAUGAGUUGAACUCUGAGGGGAAACGUGUAUUUUCUGGAGAUGUGACGUGUUGGAAAAGUUGAGGAGUUACUUCACUUUUUGGAAGCUCGUGAUUUAGAGAUGAUCCUCUUGUUGUGGAUUUAACUUUACGCACAGCAAACUUUUCUCCUUCUCUCCGUGAGUGUGACUCAAAGAUCCGCCAGAGAACUGGGUUCCUCGAGCAGGAGCGAGGAUCUGAAGCAGAUCCUGUCACUUCCAUCUAUUAUGUGUUUGUCCUCAUCUGGAACUCAUUGAUUCGACCUCAGAUGCGCUAAAGACGCGCACGGGUCUUCAUCUGUCCCUCAGUGAGAGUUCAGCCGACUGUAUCUGACACCUCGCCACGAUGAGGGCUGCUGUUCUCUGUGGACUUCUCAUGUCUUUGCUGACCUGGACAGGAGACGCCGACAGACAGACUCGUCCCAGGCACCGACGCGUGAGACUGGCACAUGCCCCGGAGGGCCCACGGAACCAGGGUCGCCUCCUCAGACCUGUGCGUCCUGGGUUUGGCUCGGCCAUCUCGGUGCACAGCCCCAAGGGGGGGGGCGAUGUUCAGGCUGAUGAGGGGGUUCCUGUUUUCACCAGGACGAGGACUGUGCAGGGCCGGAGAGCAGGGGGCCAGGGGCUGGGGCCACGGAGAGGGCUGGCCGCGCAGACAACCCCCCCCACUGCCCCAGACCUGCAGAGAGAUGAGGCCACUCCAGGGGCCAGAACCCGGGGGAGCCGGAUGCCCAGCAGCGCCGGGUCACCAAACCUUCUGGCCAGCUUUGCAGGGAAGAACCGCGUGCUGGUGAUUUCUGCCCCUCAUGAAUCAGACGGCUACUACCGCCUGAUGAUGUCUCUCCUGAAACCAGACGUGUACUGCGAGCUGGCCGAGCGACAUGUCCAGCAGAUCGUCAUUUUUCACCAGGAGGGGGAAAGGGGAGGCAAGGUGAGAAGGAUCACCACGGAGGGGAAGGUGAUGGAGGAGUCGCUGGACACUGCUCUGAUCCCCAGACUCAUGAACGUCCUCAAACUGGAGAAAGGGAAGUUUGGGAUGGUGCUGCUGAAGAAGACCCUGCAGGUGGAGGAGAGGUACCCGUACCCCGUGAGGCUGGAGGCCAUGUACGAGGUGAUCGACCAGUCGCCCAUGAGGAAGCUGGAGAAGCUGCGGCAGAAGGGCUUCGUCCAGAAGUGCAGAGGAGCUGGUGUGGAGGGUCAAGUGGAGGAGGGCACGCCCACAGCCGUAGACACACCUGUAGAAAGAAAACCAGGGAAGAAGCUCCCACGGAAACCCACACAGGGGACAACAACAACAACAACCACAACUGCUGCAACCACGACCACAACACGACCAACUACCACAACUACCACCGCAACUACAACUACAACCCGGCCCCCCACCACCACCACAACCCGAGCGACAACAACAACAACAACAACCAGAGCAACAACCACCAAAGCCACCACUACCAGAAGAACCACCACGACAAAGAGACCCACCACCACCAGCACCACCCAGAGGCCGACCAGAGCUCCCACCACAGCCCCGUGGCUCCCAGCUCCCAGAACCACCGCUGACCCUUACUACGACCCCCGCAGAGAGAAAACCACGCCGGCCGGAGACAACCGCACCGACAAGGACAACAGAGAUGCACAGGACCGCAGGAUCCUGCCUUCCACACAUAGACUCUCCAAGAUCAAACCCAGCAAGAAGAAGACCGGAGCAGAGAAGGUGUUGACCAACGAGUAUGAGGACAGGUACGUUCCCAUCAAACCAACAGAGGUCGAACCCGAGGAGACGGAGUCCUUCACCAACAUCAGCCCGACCAAGAAGGUCAAGGGCAAACACAACAAGCAGGACAAGAAGAAGAAGAAGAACGACAAGGCGGUGAAGAAAGCCGAGAGGAGAGCGAAGGCUUCGAAGGAGGGGAAGGUCGGGGGAAAGAAGAACGGGAAGAAGCUGGUGAAAUACCCCGAGACAGACGACUACCCCAAAACUACCAAGAAGCCGACGCCUCCUCCGAAAGGAUCCCUGGCCUCCUUCCUGGACUACUUCGAGAACAGGAGGCGUCUGCUGCUGGUCACGUCCCCCGGCGAGGACCACAGGAUGUAUGCUCAGCAGAGGGACGAGUACCUGGAGUCGGUGUGUGAGAUGGCCAUCAGGAAAGUGUCCAUCAUCACCAUCUUCGGCUCCCUCACCAACUCCACCAUGAAGAUCGACCACUACCAGCUGGAGAACGACAAGUCCAUGAAGGGUCUCCGUCAGGAGGACCUGGUGAACCAGGACCUGAUCACGGAGCUGAGGAAGGAGUUCAGCAUGAUGCACGAUGACUUCUACAUGGUGCUGACCGACACCGACAUGAGGGUCAAGCAAUCCUACGAGGUGCCCAUCGCCAUGAAGGCCGUGUUCAACUACAUCGACACCUUCUCCUCCCGCAUCCGAGAGAUGGAGCAGCAGAAGAGGGACGGAGUCGAGUGCAAGAAGGAGGACAAGCCCCGGUCGCUGGAGAACUUCCUCUCCAGGUUCCGAUGGAGACGUCGCCUGUUCAUCAUCUCCGCCCCCAACGACGAGGAGUGGGCCUAUCAGCAGCAGCUCUACGCCCUGAACAGCCAGGCCUGCAACCUGGGUCUGAGGCACAUCUCCAUCCUGAAGCUGGCUGGCACGGACCUGGCAGACAUGGGCGGAGUCCUGGAACUUUAUCCAAUCAAUGGCAGUGCCACGGUGGAGCGUGAGGGGUUGUCGGGGAGCCUGGUGAAGGACAUGAGAAACUACUUCCAGAUCAGCCCUGAGUACUUCUCCAUGCUGCUGGUGGGGAAGGACGGGAACGUGAAGUCCUGGUACCCCUCGCCCAUGUACUCCAUGGCCAUCAUCUACGACCUGGUGGACUCCAUGCAGCUGCGCAGACAGGAGAUGGCCAUCCAGCAGUCCCUGGGCAUGCGCUGCCCCGAGGACGAGUACGGGGGGUACGGUUACCACCAACAUGGAUAUGAACACGGGUACCAGGACGGCUAUCACCAGGGCUAUGGCUACUAACCGAUGGGUGGGCGUGAUCUGACCGAGGACGCACGAGUCAACGUGUCCUCGCAGCUGGUGCUUCUCUCUUCCUUCAGCCCCUGUGGUCCUGAAUGUCUUCCAGCACUCAGUGGAAGCUGCUGCCUUCACCUCUCCACUUCUUUCACGUGUAACAGUCGGUUCCUUCUGACGCCUUCGAUCUGAGCUGGUAAUCCAGCCGAUGGGCAGAUGAGGCUCAGGGAUCUGUUGAAUUCUUCAGUGCUUUACACCUUGUUGCUUUAAGUUUCCUUAACUCCAGGUCCAAUUCACAUCGUGGUGUUUCCAGCACAGACCUUUAUUUUGUAGAUAUCGGGCUGAAAUAAGACAUUUAUGUAUUUAUUGGACAUCUGCUGCAUCCGAGGUGCAGUUAUUGACUAUUGUACGAAACUGAAUCACGUUUUUUCUCCUUUGUAAAGAUUCUUUGCUAAACAAUGUUCUUAUUUAUACUCUAUUGUCCUAUAUGAAAAUAAACAUUUGUUUGCUA